Molecule: messenger RNA, 2189 nt
Organism: Micropterus dolomieu (smallmouth bass)
Lineage: Eukaryota; Metazoa; Chordata; Actinopteri; Centrarchiformes; Centrarchidae
Gene: tafa5a
Product: TAFA chemokine like family member 5a
Exons: 5
Coding region: 162-539 (125 amino acids)
Biological process (GO): G protein-coupled receptor signaling pathway
Molecular function (GO): G protein-coupled receptor binding; receptor ligand activity
Source: RefSeq, a predicted model, not a curated record
UAAAGCGGACUAACAAGUGAGGAUUUUGCAUGAAGGGGGACGAAUGCUGAAUUACAUGGCCAACAGAAUAUGAGUCAGUGCGUGUCUGUGAGCUGAGGUGGAGUGUGUCUCUCUCCCGCCGCACGGCUGUCUCGGUCCGCCACAAAGCUUCCUACCCCAGGAUGCAGCUGCUCAGAGUUGCGUGGGCACUGACCGGAGCGGCGAUCUGCUGCUUUCUCAUUCUCCUUAUCCACUCCCGCUUGCUCAAAGAAGGCCAGCUGGCAGCGGGGACAUGUGAGAUUGUGACGCUGGACAGGGACAGCAGCCAACCACGGCGGACCAUCGCCAGGCAGACGGCCCGCUGUGCCUGUAAGAAGGGCCAGAUCGCAGGAACUACAAGAGCCAGACCUGCCUGUGUGGAUGCUGGUAUUGUUCGGAAAAGGCAGUGGUGUGAGAUGGUGCCAUGUUUGGAGGACGAAGGCUGUGACCUGUUAGUCAAUAAAUCUGGCUGGACUUGUACACAGCCCGGAGGACGAGUCAAAACCACCACGGCUCUAUGACGCGACAAGAGUCCCCCUCAACACUCUUGCACUAUGGAGAGCAUUGAUGACCCCUUGACAGACAGCCAAAAACCAUCUACCAACACCACCCUACCACCACCACCAACAUCACAACAACUCCACCCAAACCCUGGUCCCGCAAAGGCAGGAAGCAACACAAGCAGCUACAGGCCACCAAGGGCCUCAUGGAGGCAGCAAGGUCUCAUAACACAGCCAGAGACGGGCAAACCAGGCAGUGACUGUUUGAGGGAGCGAGCUCCCCCCUGGACACUGGACAAACUACUCGCUGUAAAACACCUUCUAUUUCCUGUGACUGGCUCCUCCUGGUAUGUGACUGCUCCCUCCUGCUAUCCAUCGUCGGGUCAAAAUGUUGCGUCCACCUCCUCGCCUGCUCUGUGAACUUAGCAGCGCCUGCUCAUGCCACGGAGGAUCGAACACCUUAAAACCCCAUCAAUGGUUUUUGCCUCAUUGGAAGUUUGAAACUGCUAAUUGCUUUGAAUGAGGAAUUUCCCAUAUCACACCCUAGCCUCUGGAGCAGGAGUUCCAGAGCAAAGAAGGGAUCAUUACAGACCAGACCCUGUUGCUUCUUGGACCCCCCUCUCGAGGCCGUAAAAACCGAACUGAGCGUGCUCCGCUGUGAAUAGGCCUUCUGCUGGAGUAAACCUCCCAUAUUUUUAUAGACCAAAGAGCAAAACAACAAAUACGAUCAUUAUGACAGAGUGGACCAUCUGGCAAAGACACACAGAGACUUUGUGAACUUGCUAUUUGUGUCGCCACCAACCAGCGACUGCCCCCACAGAGACACGGUGCCCAAGUGGGCCCAUGCAAAACGAACCUUGCGUCUGGUGGCAUAUGUACCGUACACAAUCAAAGGAGUACUUUUAAAACUUUCCAGACAUUUUUUUUCUCAGACUAAGCCCACCACUGUAUUUUGAAACUGGAGCUAUAGGUACUACAUACGUAUAACUGUGUAUCAAAAAAAAUAAAUCUGAUUUGCAUUUUUCAGUAGCUACGGUUGGGACAGCUUGCAGGAUUUUGUGGUGUUGGUCACGGAUUGCAAAUCAUAUCAAAGAGAUGAUGAUUAUCUACAGAGAGUAUAAACGCUGUUGAGUCUGAAAAGAAGGAGUAAAGAAAUGUCAUUAAAUGUAUUUUGAAAGGCCCUAAAAAGUUAUAUAUUUAACAGUUUUAUAUGUUGUACCUUUGUAGAGAAGCUUAUUGGACUUAAAAUGUGGUCACAAUGGCAGUUUAGUAGGAUGUGAACAAACGCUGUUGUUCUCAUUACUGCUGGCUCGUAGUCCCAGGUUUUCUGUUCACACCUCAGUAGCCGCUUUCUUUUCAUGGUCAUCUACAAGUCACUGUCUAUCAGAACCAUUAAUGAAAAAAAAAGGAAAGUGACACAAUUUAUUGAGGACUGAUCUGCAGCCAACUGAACAUUGUAAAUCUAUGGUAGUCAGUGGAAGCCAUUGAAAUCUGCUAAUUUGCUAUGAUAUUGUAUUGUACACGGUGUGGAAUACUGACUCAUUUCCUCUCUUUGGGUUUUGAUCUCUUAAUUUAUUUUUGUGCUUGUGUUUGUUCGCACAAAUCUUGCCUCUCUCCGAUGGCGAUGAACAAAACAGAGAGAGAGAGAGAGAGAGAAAGAGAAAGCGGAGG